UAAAUUUUGUCAUUUUAUGCUACAUGUAACCAAUUUUACAACAAAUAGUCUUAUCUUGUUAUUUUAAUUUCUUAAUUCUGACUUUUCUUAUUAACAACAUAACAAGCUAAAAAUUUGAUGUGACAAAUGAAAAAACAUAGAAAUACACAUCAACACUUGCAAAUGCCUAUAUAUCCUGCCCUGUCAUUCAACUUUAUGAAACAAGAGUAAAGAUAUGCAGUUAGUACUAAAGAUUGUGCUAGUUUUAUUGUUUGUACAUGAAGCAUCUGCACAAGCAAGUUCUCUGGCAAAGCCAGGAUGUCAACAAACUUGCGGCGACAUUAUAAUUUCUUAUCCAUUCGGAAUUGGAACCAAUUGUUCAGCUGAUCAGAGUCUCGAAAUAUCGUGCAACAGCUCUUUUAAUCCACCAAAAGCUUUCCUGAAUGACAUCAAUCUGGAGCUGCGUAAUAUUUCAUUAGAAGAUGGUACUGUUCAGGUCUAUAACCCUGUGAUCACUGAUUGUCCCAGUGGAAGUAAUAAUGGGCAGGAAGUUUUUUUAUCAGGCCCCUUUGCGUUUUCAAGCACUCAGAAUCGGUUUACUGCAAUGGGGUGCAACAAUCUUGCUCUGAUAUCCCGGCAAGGAAUCAGCAUUGGGGGGUGCAUGUCAUUUUGCAAUACGACUUUUCGGGAUAAUAAUUGUUUUGGUAUAAACUGUUGCCAGACAAGGAUACCUCCAUCUUUGAAGUUUACAAAUGCAUCUCUGGAGAGCAUUGAUCCUAAGAAUGAUGAAAUAGGAUGCAGGUACGCGUUCAUUGUAGAUCAGAAUUGGUUCGGGGAGUUGGCAAAUGUUUACAGUGUGCAAAAGAUGGAACAGGUUCCUGCUGUGCUGGAUUGGAGACUGACAGGCUCCUGUCAGUCGUUUGGAGCAGUUGAGUCCUCCACAAACGGCUCCGUGUGUGGAAGAAAUAGUUUCUGUACGAAUCAAAGCUUGUGUUCUUGCGUUGAAGGUUUUUAA
Daucus carota subsp. sativus is the source of this 994-nucleotide messenger RNA. Its product is annotated as wall-associated receptor kinase-like 8. Gene Ontology annotation, cellular component: membrane. The transcript has a single exon. Bases 215 to 994 code for a protein of 259 amino acids. The record is from RefSeq and is a predicted model, not a curated record. Lineage: Eukaryota; Viridiplantae; Streptophyta; Magnoliopsida; Apiales; Apiaceae. Gene Ontology annotation, molecular function: protein serine/threonine kinase activity; polysaccharide binding.